AUGCAGCUUCGCCGCUUGUAUCUACGGUACUUCCCACCAGCGCUGCGGCUCGAAUAUGUCCACUCCGACGGCCAAGUGGGACUCAAGACCAUCGACCUACCCCACCUCAGCGCCGAAUCCAAUAUUGCACAAGUGGCUCAGCAGCUUAUCGACCAAGAACGUUUGCUCACCAAGGCCACGUUGACCAAGCUGAAGGAGCUGCUUCACCGACUGGUGGACAAGCACCUCGUGUACGCAAGCCAGCAGCAAAGUAGCGCUUUCCGUAUGCACUCGGCGUUGUACCCUCACCAACUUCCGAUGACCAACAUGGCCUGCAGUAAGAGCGCGAAACUUGUAGCAACCAGCAGCUACGACAAGACCAUUCGACUAUUGCGGCCGUUCGAUGCACCAUGCACUGUGAACUCGUCGUCUCUUAGCAGCAAACAUUGCGAGAAAGAGAUCGCAGCGCUGGCAGGUCAUGAGGGCGUCGUAUUCAGCUUGGCCUUCAACGCACCACACGCCACGCGGUUGCUCUCUGGGUCGUUUGAUAAAACUUGCCGACUCUGGAAUGUGCAGACGAGAAAGGCUAUUGGUGUGUAUGACGGCCAUACUGGGGAAGUUGUAGGUGCUGUAUUUGCUCCUGGUGCUGCUAACAGCCGAUGCUUUGGAAGCUGCUCGGUGGAUGGAUCUGCCAUUGUGUGGGACUUGGAAACGGAGACCAUUCGACAUACUCUUUCGGGUCAUUCUGCUGAGGUGUCGUGCCUAGCGUUUGACUCUGCUGAGACCAAGCUUGUUGCCACCGGCUCCUGCGAUUCAACCGUAAGGCUUUGGGACACCCGCUAUGGUGGCUGCUUCCGUUGUAUCGAGCACCACGACGCCGACAUUUCCAGCGUCUCGUUCGAUUACCAAGCGAAUACAUUGCUGUCGUCCUCUGUUGAUGGAACGUGCAAGUUGUGGGACGCACGCACGGGGAAGUCUCUCUAUGAUUGGGAGGAGCACCGUGGGUACGAGGUGACUCACGCUGCCUUCAAUGCCUCUGGUGCCCUCGUGGUGUCCUGCGGCACCGACGGCAAAGCGUACAUCUACGACACCCUCACGGGGACUAGACGAUGUGCGCUGCAUGGUCAUCUCAAGGCGGUGAACAAGGUUUGCUUUAGCAUGCAAGGACUGCAAGUGCUCACAGCUAGCACUGACGGAACGGCUCGGGUCUGGAAUGCUUUCUCCGGGGAGUGCCUGCAAGUUUUGCGCGGUCACGAUGCUGAGGUUUUCGAUUGCAACUUCAGCUAUGACGGUUGCGUUGCCAUAACGGCAUCCAUCGACAAUUCCGUACGUGUAUGGAAGCGCGAAGCUGCUGACUAA
This is a messenger RNA of Phytophthora sojae, 1338 nucleotides long. RefSeq lists its product as hypothetical. The record is from RefSeq and is a predicted model, not a curated record. Gene Ontology annotation, molecular function: protein binding. The transcript has a single exon. The coding region runs from base 1 to 1338 and encodes 445 amino acids. Lineage: Eukaryota; Oomycota; Peronosporomycetes; Peronosporales; Peronosporaceae.